Malus domestica (apple) is the source of this 1337-nucleotide messenger RNA. RefSeq names its product protein LATERAL ORGAN BOUNDARIES. NCBI's taxonomy places the organism in Eukaryota, Viridiplantae, Streptophyta, Magnoliopsida, Rosales, Rosaceae. The record is from RefSeq and is a predicted model, not a curated record.
UCUCAUGUCCACUAAAUACUCUACUCGCCUCUUACUCCUAGCCUCUCCCCCCAUUACCUUUUGUCACUGCAUUUUCAGCUGUUCUCUCUCUCUCUCUCUCUCUCUCUCUCUCUCUCUCUCUCUCUCUCUCUCUCCCUCCCUCCCUCCAAUUAGGGUUUCCUCUUUCAGGUAUAUCUCCCCUCCAGUAACAAAUCUUUGAUGCUUUCUCCUUCAAUUGGCUAAGGCUAGCUAGCUCAUAAAUAUAUAUAUCCUGGAAGGAGCUAAGAACACAUACAGCUAGCUCUUAAUUACUUGCAAGAGCUCCGCAAGGGAAAGAAUAAAAAGCUUUGGUGUGCAGUGAAAUAAUUUAAAAUGGCAUCCUCCAGCUCCUCCUAUAACUCUCCAUGCGCUGCCUGCAAGUUCUUGAGAAGGAAAUGCAUGCCCGGCUGCAUUUUCGCACCGUAUUUCCCACCAGAGGAGCCCCAAAAGUUUGCAAACGUCCACAAGAUCUUCGGGGCAAGCAAUGUCACCAAACUUCUAAACGAGCUCCUGCCUCACCAGCGUGAGGAUGCCGUGAACUCCCUGGCGUAUGAGGCCGAGGCACGUGUCAGGGACCCGGUCUAUGGCUGUGUUGGUGCCAUUUCUUUCCUCCAACGACAGGUCCAGAGGCUCCAGAAGGAGCUCGAUGCCGCUAAUGCUGAUCUCAUCCGCUAUGCCUGCACUGAACUCACAACAACUGUGUUGCCUCCUCCUACUGCAUCAAUGGCCGGGAUAAAUUCGGUAAUUCAGCCGAACAUGGCUCCUCAGAGAAGGUUGGUUGAUCAUCCUUCUCAUCAUCAUCAGUAUUACCAACAAACCAGUACAACUACAACUAGUAAUGCUCCUGGAGUCGCUUUCCCAGUACCUUAUCUUCCGUGGAAUGGAGGAGGAGCAGGUAGUGGUGGUGGUGGAGGAGGAGAGGGCAGAAUGUGAUUUAAGAUUUGGGAUUUUGAGGUUUGAGACCCUAGCUUUAGCUCAUCACAAUAAUUGACAGAGGUAAAUAAAACCCAAUUCAGCUAGGGUUUGGUUGUGUCAGGCAGGUGUGGUAUUAUAUAGAUAUGUUUACAAAUUGUUGUAGUAGAACUCAGCAGGGUCUCUAUGCCUAGCCUCACGUGUAGUAGUACUACUACUCUGAUCUUAUAUAUUUAUAUAUAAGAAUUUGUAGCUAGCUAAAGCCAAAUAGAUCGGCUUAGCAGUUUCAUUGUUUCCCAAGUAUAACUUGGAGUUGGUGGGUUCAGUGCUAGCUAUAUACCUAAAUUACAUAUUCUUCUACCCAAAUAAGGCUUCGGUUUAAUCAAUAAUAUUGGAGCAUCUAAAUA